Molecule: messenger RNA, 918 nt
Organism: Suillus subaureus
Lineage: Eukaryota; Fungi; Basidiomycota; Agaricomycetes; Boletales; Suillaceae
Exons: 6
Coding region: 1-918 (305 amino acids)
Source: RefSeq, a predicted model, not a curated record
AUGGUUGAGCCUCACCAUCAACACAUUAACAUGGAUGAUUGGGAUGUUAUGUGGCAUUCUGACAUGCAUUUGCAUUCUCUUAAAGAUGACAUUGAACUCUACCCAUGUGAAGAGUGUGGCGAAAUUCCCAAGGCCCAUAUGAACUAUCAAUAUCUGGGUCUCGCACAUAUGCGAGACACAGUUACAAAACAUGCCAAUCAAGUCAAUCAAUUGAAGCUGCAGACUUGUAACGACUCACACAGAUAUAUCAUCAGAGAAGUCAUCAACAAGUUAGAGGAUGCUCUUGAGGGUGCAUACCGACCACGCGGAUAUGGUGCUGAUGAUUUGGAUAUUGCCACCCUGGUCUUUAGACUGGGGGGGCAUCAGUUGCUUUUUGCACUGAACCAGAAACUCAACAUCCCAUCCCUCCACACUCUUCGUACUAAUUCAACAUUCACAUCUAUCAUGCCGACCAUUGGUCCAAUACACAACAAACAAUUUGACCACAACAUCCAAACAAUUGUUCUCAACACUUGCUCAGAUUUGUUGCCCUUGCGUGGCAUUAGCUUCAUGAUUGAUAAGAUUGCACUUGGGGAGAUGGCAGUCCAUUUUCGUAAGUUCAACAAAGUUGGAGGCCUUUGUUGGAAGCACUUGCAUGUUAUCGACCUGGUUCUGCACACAUAUGACUCCACCAUCAGUAUUGUGCAGAAGAUCCACGAUGGCCAUGUCCAUCUUGGAAAGGAGCUCACUGUAAUCGGUCUCUUGUGCUUUGGAGAAGACAAGAUAUACCCUAUCCUGGCAGCGCCCACUUGCAAGACAGAGGACACCUCAGACAUGGAGUGCAUCCUUGCACAAACUGUUGAACACUGGAACUCAAGUCAUGCAGCUGCAUCCAUUGGACCUGCUUGGUCUUUUGUGAUGGAUGGUGAUACCACUUGA